This is a messenger RNA of Vigna radiata var. radiata (mung bean), 1209 nucleotides long. RefSeq names its product mitochondrial import inner membrane translocase subunit Tim9. Bases 192 to 587 code for a protein of 131 amino acids. The transcript has 3 exons. The record is from RefSeq and is a predicted model, not a curated record. Lineage: Eukaryota; Viridiplantae; Streptophyta; Magnoliopsida; Fabales; Fabaceae.
UCACACUCCAUCUGUAACUUCUUUACACGGGUAGGGUGGAUUGACCCGCUAACCCGACCAGAUGAAGUAUGGGUAUAGGGUUUAAGCAUAGACGCUGCUUUCUUUUUCUGUUAUUCACCAAACAGAGCCGUUACUGGCGAAAGACCUAAACCCCGUCCUCUGUCCCUCUAUUACCUCGCCUUGAUCGAAAAAUGGACAAGAAAAUAAUUUCAGACUUGGAUAAUUUUCCUGAAGAAGAUAAGCAAAGAAUGUCCACCAUUGUAGACCAGCUCCAAUUCCGAGACAGGAGUUUUAUUCUGCCUUGUUGCAUACGGUGGAUUUUGUUGUUGAUUUAUUCUGUGCUCCAACAAAAUUGCAGUCUAAGGAUGUAUAAUUCAGUAGUAGAGAGAUGCUUCAAGGAAUGUGUGAAUGCAUUUUAUCGGAAAUCCCUGACCAAGCAAGAGGAAACUUGUGUUCUCAGAUGUGCUCAAAAGUUCUUGAGGCUUUCAACGCAAGUUGGUUUGAGAUUUUCAGAUCUCACCCAAGAAGCAUCUACAACAGAUAAAGUGCAUAUCAUUGCAGGUGCAGAAAGUAAACUUGAUUCUUGAGGGCAUGCAAUUUGAGUUAAUUCUCAGCAGAGAGCUGAUACUGUGAGUUGCUAAUUUGCAUUGACUUAUACGGAGUCAAUAUCGGCGUAUACUAUUAAUGAAAAAGAAUAUUGAAUGAAAAAGGUAAUAUUAGUUCUUUAAGACGCAAAAGAAACUGCGACGUGAGAGGAUAGGAUCAAAAUACAUCGCAUAUAUGGUACCUAUUAAUGGUGGAAAAUAAAUGGAUGCCUUCAUAUUGACAGACAUGAUUUCUGCAAUUGUAUUAGUUCUGUUACAUUAUGAAUUAGAAGUAUGUGCUACUCUUAUUUGUAGAUAAGGCAUGACCGAAUAUUGAAUUGUGUUCUCGUUUGGUAACUGAUGCAAAGUGUGCUAGAAGAUAAGGCAAGUGUUUUUCUAGCUAAUGCAUAAUUUUCAUGUUAAUGAGAAUAUUCAAUUGCUAGAUGUGUCGCGAUUGGAAAUGAUGUAUCAGAGAUAUGCAUGAGAAAUUUGCUUAACAUUUAGCAGCUAACUAUUCAAAUAGAAGAAAACCAGUUUUGAGCAAUUGCUUGGGAGGAUUAAUUCAUCUCUUAUAAAGUGUAGAAGUUGUGAAGGUUUAACUUAACCUUGUGUUGUGAGGGGAAAU